AUGGAGGCAGUGUGGGACAACUGCGUGUGUGUCUGCCAGGUGUGUGUAUGCAUUUGGGAUGCAUUUGUAUGUGUGUGCCAGGUUAGUGUAUGUUUGUCAGAGUUGUGCGUGUACUUUCUGCAACUGUCGGUACUCCUUUUCCACUGGAUUCCUCAUUUUGGACUGGCUGUGUUGAUCUGGCAGUGCACGCACAGGAAGAUUCAAUUUGAUGCUAAUCAUGUCUACGAUGAAAACCCCACCUCUAAAAAAUAUUUUAACGGAGCCCUCAAUGACCUCUGCACUUCAGCUAGCAUAUACAAUGGCUGCCAUCUGGUCAACAUGCAGCGCUCGACACCUGUGGAUCCCACAAAGAUUGGUGUUGGACGGGCCAUUGCUGUCCUCACCUCAGGAGGAGAUGCACAAGGUAUGAAUGCUGCCGUCCGUGCCACAGUGAGAGUUGGGAUCUACACUGGCGCUAAAGUCUAUUUUGUGCAUGAGGGAUAUCAAGGCCUAGUCGAUGGUGGAGGUAACAUCCGACCAGCAACUUGGGAGAGUGUAUCAAUGAUGUUGCAACUGGGUGGCACAGUGAUUGGUAGUGCCCGCUGCCAGGACUUCCGCACUAAGGAGGGCAGAGCAAAGGCAGCAUGUAACCUGGUGAAGUUGGGCAUAACAAAUCUGUGUGUAAUUGGUGGAGAUGGCAGCCUAACAGGUGCCAAUGAGUUCCGCAAUGAGUGGAGUGAGCUGCUCCAAAUCCUGCUGAAAGCAGGUAAGAUCACAGCAGAGGAGGCCAAGCGUUCAUCUCAUCUGAACAUCGUUGGAAUGGUUGGAUCCAUAGACAAUGAUUUCUGUGGCACAGACAUGACCAUUGGUACAGAUUCAGCUCUGCACAGGAUCAUGGAAGUAGUGGAUGCCAUAACAACAACAGCUCAGAGUCAUCAAAGAACCUUCAUUUUGGAGGUGAUGGGGAGGAAUUGUGGGUAUUUGGCCUUAGUUACUGCCCUGGCAUGUGGUGCCGACUGGGUUUUUAUUCCUGAAAUGCCUCCAGAUGAAGGCUGGGAAGAUCAUCUAUGCAGAAGACUAACCUAUCAAAGAAGCAUUGGCCAUCGUCUGAAUGUCAUCAUCGUGGCUGAAGGAGCUUUGGAUCGCCAUGGCAAACCCAUCACUUGCGACAUUAUCAAGACCCUGGUCACUAAGAAGCUUGGUUUUGACACACGUGCCACAAUUCUGGGUCACGUGCAGAGAGGAGGAACACCUUCAGCCUUUGACAGAAUCCUGGGCAGUAGGAUGGGUGUGGAGGCUGUGAUGGCAUUGCUGGAGGCCACUCCUGACACUCCAGCAUGUGUGGUCAGUCUGUCUGGGAACAUGGCUGUCCGACUGCCCCUCAUGGAGUGUGUGCAAGUGACUAAAGAGGUGAGCAAAGCUAUGGCAGAGGGCAGGUUCGAGGAAGCCGUCAAGCUCAGGGGAAAGAGUUUUGAGAACAAUUGGAACACAUAUAAGCUCUUAGCCCAUGUGUCCGCCCCUGACUUGAAGAGUAAUAUAAACAUUGCAAUACUGAAUGUGGGAGCUCCGUGUGCAGGAAUGAAUGCUGUUGUCCGUUCAGCGGUUAGGAUUGGAAUCCUUCAAGGACAUAACAUGUUAGCUGUGCAUGACGGCUUCGAGGGACUUGCACAGGGGACUAUUGAACCAAUCUCAUGGGCCUAUGUGGGAGGUUGGACAGGCAAAGGCGGUUCUAAUCUAGGAACCAAAAGGAACCUGCCAGCUAGUAUGAUUGAAGACAUCAGUCUGAAUAUAGCCAAAUUUAACAUUCAUGCCCUGGUUAUCAUAGGUGGGUUUGAGGCAUUUUCUGGAGGUUUGGAAUUAGUGACUGCCAGAGAAAAGUAUGAGGAGUUGUGUAUUCCCCUGGUUGUUAUUCCAGCUACUGUGUCUAAUAAUGUUCCUGGAUCAGACUUCAGUAUUGGAGCUGAUACUGCCCUCAAUACUAUCACAUCAACAUGCGACAGGAUAAAGCAGUCUGCUGCAGGAACAAAGCGCAGGGUUUUCAUCACUGAAACUAUGGGAGGAUUCUGUGGAUAUCUAGCAACUAUGGCAGGACUGGCUGCUGGGGCUGACGCUGCCUAUAUUUAUGAGGAGCCUUUUGGCAUUCAAGAUUUGGAGACAAACGUGGAACAUUUGUUGGAGAAGAUGAAGACCACAGUGAAACGAGGCCUCAUCCUCAGGAAUGAGAAAUGUAAUGCAAACUAUACUACAGAUUUCCUCUUCAACUUGUACUCAGAAGAGGGCAAAGGAGUUUUUGACUGCCGCAAGAAUGUGCUUGGUCACAUGCAGCAGGGUGGAACCCCUACACCAUUUGACAGGACCUUUGGCACAAAAAUGGGUGCUAAAGCAGUGUUGUGGUUGACUGAUAAACUAAAGGAGUGCUACAGACAUGGGCGUAUCUUUGCUAACACACCGGAUUCUGCCUGUGUUCUGGGAUUGAGGAAGAGAUCAAUGGUCUUCCAGUCUCUCUCUGAGCUCAAAGAGAACACUGACUUUGAACAUCGUAUACCAAAGACACAGUGGUGGCUGAAGCUUAGGCCCAUUCUCAAGAUUCUGGCCAAAUACAAGAUCAAUUUGGACACAUCAGAGACUGCUACUAUGGAGCAUGUUAUCAAGAAGAGAGGAGCAGUCUAGGCUGUAUACACACACACACACACACACACACACACACACACACAUGUUGGUGCGGCUAUCCUUAUGAGGACUCUCCAUAGACAUAAUGAUGUUUAUACUGUAUGAACUAUAGAUUCUAUCAACCAAACCCUACCCCUAAACCUAACCCUCACAAAAAAACUUUCUGCAUUUUUACAUUUUCAAUAAAACAUCGUUUAGUAUGUUUUUUAAGCCAUUUGUAUUAUGGAGACACUAGAAAUGUCCUCAUAAACCACAUUUAUAGCAUAAUAUCCUUGUAUUUAGCAGUUUGUAACCUAAAAAAAGUCCUCGUAAACCACCCAAACCCGCCCAAUUACAGUAGGAUAGUGUCAUAAGAUCCACCACAUUCUGUUACAGAAUUUAAAUGACACAAACUCUUUUUUUCAGCAGAAACAUGGAUUCACCCAACCCCCCCCCCCUUUUUUUUUAACAUAUCAUCAUGUCUAAAUUGUGCUCAUUUUUGAAAAAUAAUAAAUAAAUAAAUCUAUUUGCCACAUUAAACAGAAGCUGUAAUUCUAGAUGUUUUCAGUACAUGCUCUGAAUCUCUGUGAUAUACAUUUAUAAAAUAAAAGGAUGUUG
Molecule: messenger RNA, 3246 nt
Organism: Myxocyprinus asiaticus (Chinese sucker)
Lineage: Eukaryota; Metazoa; Chordata; Actinopteri; Cypriniformes; Catostomidae
Product: ATP-dependent 6-phosphofructokinase, muscle type-like
Exons: 24
Coding region: 1-2649 (882 amino acids)
Biological process (GO): fructose 1,6-bisphosphate metabolic process; canonical glycolysis; fructose 6-phosphate metabolic process
Cellular component (GO): membrane; 6-phosphofructokinase complex; cytoplasm
Molecular function (GO): monosaccharide binding; AMP binding; ATP binding
Source: RefSeq, a predicted model, not a curated record